This is a messenger RNA of Oryzias melastigma (Indian medaka), 3145 nucleotides long. RefSeq lists its product as uncharacterized. The record is from RefSeq and is a predicted model, not a curated record. NCBI's taxonomy places the organism in Eukaryota, Metazoa, Chordata, Actinopteri, Beloniformes, Adrianichthyidae. Bases 319 to 1839 code for a protein of 506 amino acids. The transcript has 7 exons.
UUGCUGCACUGACACUUCUGGAUCCGGAAUCAUGCGGAAAGCUAAAGAGCUGUCCAAAGAUCUAUGGGAAAAGGUAACUGAACUGUACAAGACAGGAAAUGGAUCUAAGAAGUUAUCCCAGAAACUGAGAUUAGUCAGCAGUGGUCAAACUUUGAUCAAGAAGUGGAGAGUGAGGGAUCAUGCUGGUCACAAACAUUUGUGGCACAACUGCAAGAAAAAUCAUUAAGGAUCCAAAGAAAGACCAGAAAUCCCUUCAGCUGUUAUCCAGGACUAAGGAUCCGGCCCACCAGGGCGGGGUCUGAGGCUGAGAGUGAGGUGAUGGUGUUGGACUCGGGGGAUAUCUUCAUGGAUCAGGCUGCAGGUGAAGGUGUGGGGGGCUGGAAUAUCCAAACAACCCCCCCAGGUGGUCCCGGCGCCCCCAUCUCAAAGAACAAAACAACAAAAAAGGAGAAGGUUUCUGCAAACGGGCUCCCCGCAGCAGCGAGCGCCCCCCAGGCGGCACAGAGGAGAUCCACGUCACUGAGAUGUGGGGGGCGGCCUGCACUACGGCGCCCACUCAGCCUGGAGAUGACCUCCCAGCGCCAGCGAGGGUCUGUGGAUCAGGGGGAGGAGCGGAGGAACCUUCAACCUCCCUGGCGCAGUGGGUCUGCUGCCCCCUCGCCCCCCCACCGCAGCCUGACCAGCCCCAGCCUGGCGGGGGGCGGCUGGAUGCGGCGCAGCGAGAGCACCUGCUCCGUCAACUACCCGCAGUCGCUGCGAGCCGGGAGGGGACAGAUGCGGCCAGCCACCUCCCUCCCCCACAUUGCUAAGGGAGUGGUGCCCCCACCGCCCCGGCCCUGCCUGCUGGUGGCCCUCAGACCCCUGAACCUGGAGCAGGAGAAGCAGGCCUUCUUCCAGUCCGACUUCAGCUACGAGCCUCAGUUUGAAUACGCACAGCCGGAGCCGCGGGGCGUCCUGGACAAGUACCGGGACGGGGCGGGCCUCUUCCUGGAGCAGGCCGUGGGAAUCAUGGAGUGCGUCCUGAGGAAGUUUGGCUCCUAUGAGAACUUUGAGGAGGUGACGGGGGGCAGCGUACUCCCCAAAAGUCAAGUGUGGGCAGCCGUGCGCAAAUACCUGCAGAAGGAGGGCUGCGUGGGCGAGGUUGUGGUGCGUCUGUCGGAUGAGCUCCUGUCUCAGGCCGUUAUGGUGGUGGAGAGUUGUCGUCCCACUCUGACCAUCAACCUGGGCGGGGCCAGGCAGCACUGGCUGGAGGGGAUGCUGAGGCACGAGAUCGGAACUCAUUAUCUGCGAGGCGUCAACAACAGUCUGCAGCCGUGGGCGUCGGCCGACGGCAGGAAGCAGUUCGGCCUGAAACCCGCCAACCCCACGGAGGAGGGGCUGGCCAGCCUGCACAGCGUGCUGCUGCGGAAGCAGCCGUACCUGUGGCGCGCCGCGCUGCUGUACUACACCGUGUUCCACGCCGCCAGCAUGAGCUUCAGCCAGCUCUUCAGGCACAUCGCCCGCUUCGUGCACGACCCCGACGUGCGCUGGGAGUACUGCCUGAGAGCCAAGAGGGGACAGACGGACACCUCCCAGCCGGGCUGCUUCAGCAAAGAUCAGGUCUACCUGGACGGGAUCCUGAGGAUCCUUCGGCAUCGGAGAAGCAUCGAUUUCAAAAUGCUGACCUCUCUAGGAAAGGUGUCUUAUGAGGAUGUGGAGAGACUCCGUCCGUUUGCAGAUCUUUCCCGGACCAGAAUCCCUCACUUCAUGCGGGACCCGGAGAAGUACCUUCAUCAUCUGGACCACAUCGUCUCCGUCAACGAGCUGGACGACUCCGUGCUGGAGCAGCUGCUCCCCUGAGACUCCGCCCCCACAAAGCGGGAGGACACUGAAUUUUAAUAGGAGACGUUGUGCGGUCACACUUGAAGGGGGAGGAGUCUGCGCUUCACUGCAUGUUUGCUGGUCCUGCUGCACACACGUACCUCAGAAACCAAACGCCAUCCAUGUGCGCUUCUCUGUGCACUGCUUCACUGCUUCAGUCUGCUUCACUCAGAGCUCACGAUUGUCUGGUUUCAGCUUUAUGUUGGAUGCCUUAGAACUUCUGUUUUCUAACAUGUUUAAGAAGAAUCCUCUCAUAUCAAGUGCCAGACGUCCACAGGUCUCACCUGAGCUUCAGUCUGAAGAUGUAGCCGUCAGAAAAAGGGUGUGGGGGGGCAAGUCUGUGACUGCUAAAUCCCUAACCCCCCCCUAAAGAAGUGCUGACACUAAACGUAUAAAUAUGGAAGCUACUGAGCAUGCUCAGUUAGGCCUGAACUCUACAAUGCUUCAAAACAUUCAACUUCUGAUCACAUAAGAGGCUCUGGAAAACUCCUGGAGAGUCAUGUGACCCCCCCAGACCGGCCUCUCUUCACAGACAUCCUGCAGAGGUGAGGGGGUUGAAGUGUUGUGGCUGUGCCUUUGCUGUGUGGAUCUCACCUGUGAGUUCGUCAGCUGCUCUUUGCUGCGUUUCAUACUGAAGAUGUCACAUGAUCUGUUUCAGAACCACAGGUCAACUGUGACCUUAAACAGUACUUAAUGCUGACCUGUUUGAUUCCUGUAAGGCAGAUGGGGGGGUGGUCCCUGCCCCCCUCCCCGAAGAAAAGCACUGCACAGUCCAUGUAGUAGAAUCAUUAUGAAUUUAUGGUUUAUGUAUUGACUUAAAUGCACAAAUCUCCUCAGAGCCGUGGUUACUUCCUGCAGGCGUCGUAGGGGGGGGGGGCUGUGGAGGGCGGAGCUUAUCCCUUCAUUGUGUUUAACCUGAGGGAGUGAGAAGCUCUGCUGUGCGAUCCCCUUAAUGUCCUCAGGACGGCGCUCCUCCUGCAGGUUUAGGUUCUACCUUCACUGCACAGAGAGAAUCCUGGAAGAACUGGGUUCUGUCAGUGACAGGAGUUCCAGGAACCGGUCAGCAGGCGCUGGACCCUCUGUGCUCAAACGCUUUUAAUCUGUUGCACCAAAAAGGAUUCAAAUCUACGUUAGCAUUCUUAUUUAUUACUGCUGAAAUGCAAAGCAGCGUCGACACCCGAUGAGUGAAUUGUGAAUGGAUGUUUGUGUCUGUUCCUUCUGGACCUGGAUUGUCGGGCAUGGCAGCUUUGCAGUGGUUUUUAAAUAAAUGUCUUUCAUAUUUUGA